Monoraphidium neglectum is the source of this 2268-nucleotide messenger RNA. RefSeq lists its product as hypothetical. Gene Ontology annotation, cellular component: chloroplast. The transcript is spliced from 5 exons. Gene Ontology annotation, biological process: guanosine tetraphosphate metabolic process. The record is from RefSeq and is a predicted model, not a curated record. The coding region runs from base 1 to 2268 and encodes 755 amino acids. NCBI's taxonomy places the organism in Eukaryota, Viridiplantae, Chlorophyta, Chlorophyceae, Sphaeropleales, Selenastraceae.
AUGUGGGAGGCCGAGGGCGGCAGCGGGGCCAUGGCGGGCGGCUUCUUUGAGGACGGGGCUCCUGGAGAGGAGGAGGAGGAGGAGGAUGACGACGACUACUUCCAGGCCGCGCCGCCGCCGCCAAUCACUGCUGCUCUUUCUGACGGCGGCCGCGCGGCGCCCGCGCCUGGCGUCGCGGCGGCCGGCGGCGCUCUUCCCGCUCCCGGCGGCCUCGGCGGCGGCGCCCCCGCCCCUGUGUCCCCGUCCUCGUCCCCCGUACCCCCGGCCGCAGCCACCUCAGCCGCCGCACCCGCCGGCGCUGUCCCCGUGCUGACCGCGCAGCAGCGGCAGCUGCGCAACAUCCUAUCCACGGUGGUCCCCUUUGACGCCGUGAGCUUCAAGAGCGCCUCGGACCUGUCCUGGUCGGCGCAGCGCGGGCUGGCGCUGCUGGACGAAGCUGCCGGGCAGCUGUACAUGGAGCUGAGCGUGGGGUCUUUUGGCAGUGGGCUUGACGUGGUGAUCCAGGGGCGGCUCAAGAGCCUGCUGAGCGUGCACAGGAAGAUGGAGCGCAAGGGCUGCGGCCUGGAGGAGGUGUAUGACGCGCGGGCCCUGCGCGUGAUCGUGGACGACUGCGGCGGGGCGCGGCUGGGUGACGCUGUGCAGUGCUGCUACCGCCUGGUGGCCGCGGUGCACCAGCUGUGGCGCCCCAUAGCCAAUGAGUACGACGACUACAUCUCAAACCCCAAGCCCAGCGGCUACCAAGCGCUGCACACCGCAGUGUGGGGGCCGGGGGGCGCCGCCCUGGAGGUGCAGAUCAAGACGCGGUCGAUGCAUGAGGACGCGGAGUAUGGGGGCGCCGCACACUGGGCCUACAAGGAGGGCGGCACGCCCGCCGCAGGGGGCGGCGGGGAUGGCGUGGGCAAGGGGGAGCCGGCAGCAGCGGUAUGGCCGGCGGGAGGCUGGGCGGGCCAGGCGGGCGGCAUGGUGGCGGUGGCGGCGGGCGAUGCAGUCGGCAACAGCAGCAGCGGCGGCGGCAGCAGCAGCAGCAGCAGCAGCAGCAGCAGCAGCCGCAGCAGCAGAAGCGGUGCUAGCAGCAGCGGCAUCGGCAUCAGCAAUACCACCACCGGCAGCAGCAGCAGCCAGGAUCCCGCCCCAGAUCUGGGUCUCCCCGCCGCCGCAGCCGCAACACUUCCUGCCGCAGCCGCCGUCGCACCCCUCGACGCGCGCCCCUCGGCCCCGCCGCCGCCGGCCCUCCCCCCGCGCCCCUCCCACCGCGCGCCGCCGCCGCCGCCCCGCGGCGCCCCCUACCCCGGGCAGCCCAUCCUGCGCGUGUCCCACUGCCUGCGCUACGGCGCGGUGCUCGCCCUCGCACCCUCUGGGGCACUGCUGGUCGUAAUCCUCAAUGGCGGCACCUCCCCAGAGCACCCCUUGCGUGUGCCCGACUACGGCUUCUACGCCUCCCUCGCUGCCUACGCGCGCGACCACGGCUGGAGCCGCCCCGGGCAGGGGGACCUGCGGGCGCGCGUGGAGGAGUUUGUGCUGUGCCGCGACGGCAGGUGGCACCGGCGGGACCACCUGGGCUACACGCACCCCAACACCACGCUCACGCUGCUGGUAGGGUACGAGGCGGACGCAGCCGCGGCCGCAGCCGCCGACGCCGACGCGCGCGGCGACGCCGUGCCGGCCGCCGCCGCCGCCGCCGCGGCCGCUGCGAAGAAGAAAGCGGCAAAGGCGGAGGUCGCGGCGGCUGUGGCGGCGGCGGGGGCGGCUGUGCCGACGGCGGCCGUCGCCGGGGCUGCGGCGACCGCUGCUGCCGUUCCGGCGGCGGCAGCGCCCAGGUCCUCUGCGCCGCUGCCCAUGGUCCCCGAGUCUCAGGGCGGCGCGAUGGCCGCUGCGGCCGCCGCGGCCGCCGCGGCCGAGGAGCAGGAGCGGUGGCAGGAGCAGUGGCGGGCGACGGCCAGCAAGGCGGCGCAGCUGCGGAGUGUGAUAGAGUGGGGCCAGGACCUGGCUGAGGGGUUUGAGGCGCCCGCGCAGAGCGAGGAGGUGUCGGUGCUGAUCUGGCCCGGCGGCACCAUCGAGGACCUCCCCCGCGGCACCACCGCGGGCCAGCUGUUCCGCCGCAAGGGCGUGCUCACCAUUGAGGACGCAGACGCGCCACCGGGCGGCGGCCUCGGCGCGGCGCCGGGCGGUCCGAAGCGCUUCAACGUGAACAACCGGCUAGUGGGCGGUGACACCCUGCUGGAGGACGGGGACCUCGUCAUCCUCGCAAACCACGUCCUCAAGAUCUGA